This is a messenger RNA of Spinacia oleracea (spinach), 1113 nucleotides long. RefSeq lists its product as uncharacterized. Bases 528 to 851 code for a protein of 107 amino acids. The transcript is spliced from 2 exons. The record is from RefSeq and is a predicted model, not a curated record. NCBI's taxonomy places the organism in Eukaryota, Viridiplantae, Streptophyta, Magnoliopsida, Caryophyllales, Amaranthaceae.
AACCAAUGAGACUACAAGGUUUUUUAUUGAUAAACCAAUAGAAUUACAAAGUUAAAAUUACAAGGAAGAGAUUAAAAAGGAAAUAAAAGAAAUGGGAAGAUUAUUUUGGGACACUAAAAAAGGAAACGGGAAUAACAUUUAGAUUUGGAGGGAGUAUAUAAUUAUAUAUAGUUGGUGGAGUACGUCAAAAAGCCAUGCAUGACGUAAACACGUCUAGUAAUCCACAUGCAUGCAUGAUGCAUGAUUAGUUCGGCUAGUCAACCACUAAUAAUACCGAGUACCAUUUCUCACUAUAAUUAGAAAUAAUAAUAAAUGAUCAAUAUUUCCAACUUGCAAUCCGACCCACAAACACUAAAUAAUUAAACUAAAAUUAUAAAAUCUAAUUUAAAGUGUACACAUUACAACGGUCCAAACUUUACACUACAACGUUAACAAUCAAAAACCGAAAAUUGAAUUAUAGAAUUCUACAAUAAUCAGGAUUUAAAUUAAAGAGUUUAUUUUCUUCACUUUUUAUUAAUCCAAAAAAAAUGAAGCAAGAAAUAGAAAGAUCAUUAACAUCUUUAUCCUCAAAAAAAGCUCCAAUGGUAUGGGAUUGUGGGAGUCCUCUCUAUGAUUCAUUUGAAUUAUCUUCUUUAUCUCACAUCAUCGAACGGCAUAUGAUGGCUUUGCCACCAUCAUCAUCAUCAUCUUCAUCGACAAGAUCAUCGUUGUCGUCGUCGUGUUCGUCCUUACGAUCCGAAGGUACUAGCUUUGAUGAAGGUUUGAAGAGGAAGGUGGAGUGGGAAGAAGUGAGUAAGAAGAAGAAGGCAGAAAAGAGGAUUAAGGUUACAUCUGGUCAAACCUUCCCCUAACAUCACUACAUGACAAACCAAGACUUUUUCCAAAACAGACGUGGCAGCUAUGACGCACUACCUUUUACUUUAGAGAUCUUGCUGACAAUGUUCUUCAACUUUAAACGCGUCGUUUUUACCACUUAAAACUUGGUCGUUCCAGAUUACAGUUGACAUCGUCGGGAAUUCAGUUGACGUGUUCCUUAUUCCCUCAAAAAAAAAAUUACUCUUUACUCGUCGAUGACUUCUUCAUCCCCUUCAAAUUCAAGCAAACUAUAAAGGG